UACAUUGAACGGGGUGAACAGGUUUGAAGCGGGUGAAGGUAGCGGCCGCGUGAGGCUGUCGCCGACACGAUUGCUACACCAGUGCAUUGCCGGCUUGAGGCUUGAGGCCAAAAGCUUGCAUAUACACAUGACGCAUACGCGAGACUUCCAACGCCUGCCUUCAAUAAGGGUGCCGCACAAUCCUGGCAGAUACAGCGGUUCGAAAACGAAAGAGUCUCUCGUGGUGCCUUUGCGCCUGCCUGCUGCGGACCUGUCGUCCACGGCUGAGAAUUGCGGCGAUACUUGCCGACACACCAUAAUGAGCGCCGGACUUCGCCGCUUGCUGCGGCCACUCGAGUUGGCAGCUCACGGUGCACAGUUGCUCAAGCUGCCGUGCCCAGCACCGGCGGUGCUUGUAGACGAGCUGGCCUUGGACGGGGACGACCCUGCACUUUGCGGCGCCUUCGACAGCUCCUCGGACCUUGGGCGCCAUCGCUGUGCCGGCAGCAGCGAUUGCGGCGAAGAGGCGUGCAUCAGCCCAGUGCUGAGCACGGCAAGCAGCUUCUGGGAAGAGGAUGAGGAGGAAGAGGAGGAAGGCGCCGUCGUGUGGCCACUGGAGCAACAGCCCUCAGCAACCGACUGCACGACAGAGCCGGCGGCCUCAAGCGCUGCCGCCCCUCACGAGGCCGCGCCGCAGGCCGCGCCGCAGGCCGCCGACCGCACGCGUGAUGAAGCCGCCGUGGACUCGCUCCUCGCCCGGCUUGCGCCGCUCUCGCUGCACAGCAGCAGCACGCGCUCCGCACCAGCUGCGUCGGCGGGCUCGGCGCGCGUGGAGGCGGACGCCUUCUGGUCCUCCGCUUGCGACGAUGACGUGGGCGGUGUCAGCAGCAGCAGCAGCAGCGACUGUGUCGCCGCUCCUGCCGGCGACCGCCGCGUGUGCCAGCUGCAAAGAGGUUUGGUGCAGCGGGUGGUGCCGCCGCGGGCGUUGUCAGGGUGGCCCUGGGGUGGCGAGCAGGAGCAGGAGGAGGACGGGCAGGGCGCGCAGCAGGCAGGGGAGGAGGAGGCGGCGGCGCCAGAGUGGUUGGCCCGAGACGUGGGGGCGCUGGUGGGGUGCGUGGUGUGCGGCGCCCUGUGGGACGACGACGACUCGGAUGACGACGGCGGCGGCGGCGGCGACUGCGCAUGAGCGCAUGAUGCGUUUCCUGAUCCCCAGGAAGCUUACUUUGGACGGUGUGCGUGCGGGCAAAAGGGGCUUCAAUGCAAACAUGGCGGUGGCGUGGCGCGGCCAUGUAUGCGGCUGCCGCGCUCCCGCGGGCCGCGUGGACUUGGUCCAACGCCAGGUCUCCCAGCUAGUUCAGUCGCCGGUGUGUUGCUGGGCGACGGCGGGCGUGUGUGGCGACGGUGGUCGCCACAAGGGCAAAGCUAUAGCUAUUCUUCAUCUGUGUGCGGGACACGGGGCUGGGUCUGUGAAUGGGGUGCUGGCGGGCGGGUUUAAGUUCAUCAUCUGGGUUCAUCCAUUCAUUUGGCCGCGGCGUGAAGGCCAGGGUUGGGCAUAACACACGGCAUGCCACGGGCUCUGGCCACGCCUUCAAACCACACCCACCUGUGGGCGGGCGGCGUGUGGGCUCCUAUGCAUACGUACGUACAUAAUCACCAGUACAUUGGACACUGACUGCUGCGGCAUUGCCGCACGACUCUUGCGGCAGUGCGCCGUGUUGCGAAGGCGUGGGUAACACACGAACGUGACUGCAUCAGCUUAUGAUGGUGACGUUCAGGACGAUGCUUGAGACAAACUGUUGUUUGGCGGGCGCGGCGUUGCAAUAUUAAGCCAUCUAGUGAGCAAUUGGGGUUCUCAAUUAGCAUUUGUAUUGGGCCACUACCCAGUGGCACCAAAUCCACAUUGGGAGGGGGGGCGACGUUGAUAGACACGAUGGUCGAGCGUAUCUACCUACCCAGGUUUGUGACCGCAGGGGCCUUUGAUUUUAUGGCUUCAAGUUUAUUUGGACGAGCGUUCUUCAGCUCUGCAGCAGAGCAGUGCAUGUACGCGUAAAGCGUGUUGGCAGGGCCUGGGUGUGUAUGCACACGAUAAACAUGUGGGUUGGGCAGGGGUUGUGUAUUGUGCGAUACGGUUCAUCACACUUGCUCCCGAGCUGCUCAGCGAUUCAUCAUUUCUUGGUUUGACGGAGAGGGUUCACGUUGAACCAAUCCCGUAAGGAAACAGUCGCGCUGCAAGGAGAACUUGACGGAGAGGGUGAGCAGCACUCGCCUAGCUGCAUUGUCCGGGACUUGGCGGCGGUGCACGAGUGUAAGAGGGUUCUGGUUGGGCACGUCAUGGCGUGGUGGUCACAGGUGACGCAUGCCGGUGCAGGACAGAUUAUUGCGACAGGCAAGGCAAUGGCUGGUCGAAGAAAGGAUGUAUGGCAGGGAUGUCACCUUGCGAAUCAAGCAGCCAGUGGCGGAGCGGGCGUGUACAGCGCCGAAUUGUGAGGUGUGAUGCCGGCCUUUCUGGAAAGGGUAUUUAGCACUGCUGCGGGUUUGUUACCCUUUGCGUGCUUAGGUCUAGUUAGAUAUACAACAUCGUAAUACGCACGCAUACCGUACCGUAUUCGGCAGCACUCUGCACGCGGACCAGUUCGACAAUCCCGAAGGCGCCCUGCGGGUAUGAAGCGCAUUCCCGCUCCAAGCUGUAAAGUAUUGUUGCC
This is a messenger RNA of Chlamydomonas reinhardtii, 2681 nucleotides long. RefSeq lists its product as uncharacterized. The record is from RefSeq and is a predicted model, not a curated record. The transcript is spliced from 2 exons. The coding region runs from base 299 to 1165 and encodes 288 amino acids. Lineage: Eukaryota; Viridiplantae; Chlorophyta; Chlorophyceae; Chlamydomonadales; Chlamydomonadaceae.